AUGAGCUGCCGGCGGCAAACAAGUUCACCGUUGACUCAUCAGUUGUUCUCGUCACUUGUUCUACUAGCAUGCCUUUGUAGCAAUGGCUGCAGAGCUACAGCUCCAGCAAAAUACUGCCGGUUGAAUCGGUCCGACAAAUAUGGCGUGGCCUACACGAUCACCGUCGACAACUCCGGCCAUGGCCCCGCCGCCAACUUCACCACCGUGCAGCGAGCCAUCGACUCGAUCCCCGUCGGGAACUCUCAGUGGGUCCGCAUCCAAAUUUCUCCUGGUAAAUUCACAGAAAAAGUGGUGAUCAGAGAGAACAAACCCUGCAUUUUCCUGCACGGAGCCGGAAGGGCGUCGACGAGCAUCGAAUGGGACGAUCACGAGGACAAGCCCACCAGCCCGAUCUUCGCGGCCUUCGCCGACGACAUUGUAGCAAAAGGAAUUACAUUCAAGAACAAGUACAACAUAGGGCCCGGCGACUUGGUGUGGAAGAGAGCUACGGCGGCGAGGAUCGGAGGGGACAGAUCGGCCUUUUUCGAAUGUGGGUUCAUCGGUCUGCAGGACACAUUCCUCGACGACGACGGGCGACAUUUGUUCAGCAGCUGCUACAUCGAAGGCGCCAUGGAUUUCAUCUACGGAGCGGGGAAAUCCAUCUACAAGGAGUGCGAGAUAUCGCUCAACAUCGGGAAGUACGAGCCCGGAUUGGCGGGAUCGAUCACGGCGCAGAAGAAGGAGCUGCCGGGAGAGGAGGGUGGGUUCGUGUUCGACGGCUGCGAGUUCACGGGGACAGGGAAAGCCAUACUUGGGAGAGCUUGGGGAGCUUACUCGACCGUCGUCGUGUACAAUUCGAGCAUUGGUGACAUUGUUGUUCCUCAAGGGUGGGAUGCUUGGGGCUAUGUUGGACAUGAAGCAAAUUUGACGUAUGUGGAGGCGAAUAACAGAGGAAAAGGGGCGAAUACAUCGAAGCGAGUUCCAUGGAUGAAGAAGCUGAAUCCGGCUCAGCUCAGAAGUUAUGUGGAUAUUAGCUUUAUAGAUCGAGAUGGCUGGCUUCGUAAUUUGCCUAGAAUCUCAUCUUGA
This is a messenger RNA of Linum tenue, 1065 nucleotides long. The record is from the annotation of a GenBank genome assembly. NCBI's taxonomy places the organism in Eukaryota, Viridiplantae, Streptophyta, Magnoliopsida, Malpighiales, Linaceae.